AUGCGUUCGAUCAUUGCAACUGCAUUGCUCCAGCUUCUGCUGGCAGCAUCAACUCUCUCGACUCCUCUUCAAAAACGUGAAGUCCUUUCUGGCUAUGAGUACGUCGUGGUCGGAUCUGGUGGCGGUGGUGGGCCAGUCGCAGCUCGUCUUGCCAGAUUAGGACACAAAGUCCUCCUACUCGAAGCUGGCGAUGACCAAGGCGACAACAUUGUCGAACGAGUUCCUGCCUUCCACGGUCUAUCUACAUUGGAUAAAUCCAUGAGAUGGGACUUCUUUGUCAAUCAUUAUUCGGACGCCACCCGCCAAGCCAGGGAUUCCAAAACAGUUUACGAGUUUCCUAAUGGUACUGAGUACAUUGGACUUAGCCCACCUGGUGAUGCGAAAAUGAAGGGUAUUUUAUACCCAAGAGCUGGAACACUCGGUGGAUGUGGAUCGCACAAUGCGCUUAUUACUGUAACUCCACAUGAUAGCGAUUGGGAUCAUAUCCGAAGCAUUACGGGUGAUGACACCUGGGCUGCUUCAAAUAUGAGACAAUACUUCGAACGUCUCGAGAAAGUUAAUUAUGAUCCUAACAGCAUUGUUGGGCAUGGUAAAAAUGGAUGGUUAUGGGUUGAACGUCCAGAUGUUUCGUUGGCGCUCGGUGAUGCAAAGAUUGUCUCACAGCUGGUAGCUAGUGCUGUGGCUAUGGGACAAGGUAUUUUAGGAGGCCUUCUGUCUGCCGUGGCCAAUCUUUCGAAGAUUCUACUGGCGGAUAUGAAUUCUGGCCUGCCUGGCCGCGAUUCAAGAGAAGGGCUUUUCCAGAUCCCGCUGGCUCGUAGGAAUAAGGCUCGCAAUGGACCAAGAGAGUUUGUGGUUGAAACACUAAAUGCCAGGAACCCGAAUGGUAGCAAGAGGUUUAAGUUGGACGUUCGAACAAAUUGUCUAGUUACAAAGAUUAUCUGGAAUAGGUCUGGGCUGAAGCCAAGGGCCAUCGGUGUCGAGUUUAUGGACGGUCAAUCGCUAUACCGUGCCGACCCUCGUUCCGGCGCCGCGGCUGCUGGAAAAUCAGGUUCCGUCACUGUCACCCGCGAAGUGAUAUUAUCCGCAGGGGCUUUCAAUACCCCACAACUUCUCAAACUCAGCGGCGUCGGUCCGGCGGCUGAGCUCCAAAGCUUUGGUAUCCCGGUUGUCGCUAACCUCCCCGGUGUCGGCACAAACCUUCAGGAUCGUUAUGAGGUCGGUGUAACCUCGACUGUUGCUAGCGAUUUUAGCCUCCUUCAGGGUUGCACUUUCGGCCAGGGUAACGAUCCGUGCCUCAACUCGUGGAAUUCUGGUGAAAGAAGCCCGUACGAAUCGAAUGGCUUCGCCCAGGCUAUCAUCAAGAAGACCGCCCACUCAACCGGCGACCCAGAUAUCUUCAUGUUCGCUGGUCCCGUUCUUUUCACCGGCUAUUAUCCUGACUAUGCCAUCGAUGCCGUCAAGGACAAGAGACAUUGGACUUGGGCCAUUCUAAAGGCUCAUACUGGAAACAAAGCUGGUACUGUCAAACUCCGCUCCGCAGAUCCGAAGGAUACUCCAAUCAUAAACUUCAACUAUUUCGACACCGGUACCAAAUCAGCUGCAAACCGUGAUGUGAAGGCGAUGGUCGAAGCCGUCAAACUCGCCAGGAAGAUUGGAGAGAAAGCAUCAGCAAUCGAUUUGGGAAGUUCCAGUAAAUUUACAGAAGAAUCACCGGGUGCAUCUGUAAACACUGAUGCGAAGAUCGAGCAAUUCGUCAAGGAUAAUGCCUGGGGCCACCAUGCUAGUUGUACUUGUCCAAUUGGUGCGGAUAACGACCCAAACGCUGUUUUGGAUUCCAAGUUGAGGGUGAGAAAGGUUGAUGGAUUGAGAGUCGUUGAUGCUAGUGUUUUCCCGAAGAUCCCAGGAUUUUUCAUUGCGGUACCGAUUUACAUGAUGGCUGAAAAGGCAGCUGAUGUUAUUCAUGAAGCCUCGAGGGGGUCGUCAUUCAGGCAGGGGUAUGGAGCACCGGUCGGACAUUAA
Molecule: messenger RNA, 2019 nt
Organism: Orbilia oligospora ATCC 24927
Lineage: Eukaryota; Fungi; Ascomycota; Orbiliomycetes; Orbiliales; Orbiliaceae
Exons: 1
Coding region: 1-2019 (672 amino acids)
Molecular function (GO): oxidoreductase activity, acting on CH-OH group of donors; flavin adenine dinucleotide binding
Source: RefSeq, a predicted model, not a curated record